AUGGAUGCCAGCAAAGCACCCCAUGUCGACAGGCGACAAUUUCAGUGGUACAAUGUCGCCGUUAUCCUCUACAUGGGGAUCGGAUCACUUGCUAUGGGCUACAGUGCCAGCAUCAUUGGCACAACACUAGCUCAAACAUCAUUCCUUCUGAAGUUCCAACUCACGACCCGUUCAGAUGCGACGACCCUCAUCUCUUUGAUGAACAGCUUGUUCCAAGCUGGUGCAUUUUUUGGAUCCAUCUUAAUCAACGUUAUCGGCGAUCACUAUGGCCGUAAAUGGACCAUCGCGGUUGCCAAUGUGCUUCUUGUGCUAUCCGGAGCGCUUAUGGCGGGCUCGGUCAAUAUUGCAAUGUUCCUGAUCUUCAGGUUUGUGGCUGGAAUGGGAUCCUGGAUGCUCCUGGGCGGUAUCCCACUUUGGAUGACCGAGGUUGCUCCUCCUAAGAACCGUGGUGCCCUGGUCAACAUUCACGGCGCAUGUCUAUUGCUGGGGUAUACGUGGGCGAGCUGGAUGGGAGUGGCAUUUUACGGGCUUCAAACGUCUGGGAGACACGAAGAAGCACGCAAGACGCUUGCCAAGCUUCAUCAUCCAGAUGAAGCAGAAGUUGAGUUCUCGCAAAUCGAAACUCAACUGAGUGUCGACAAGCAGUUGCCAUCGAGCUGGGGUUCCCUCAUGACCAAGCGGUCUUACCGCAAGCGUGCACUCUUCUCCAUUGGACUCGCAAUUGGUAUCCAAAUGACUGGUGUGCUUGUGUUCAAUAACUACGGUUCCAUCAUCUAUGAGGGCCUUGGCAUCAAAGGCUUGAACAUCCUCUUGUAUCAAGCUGGUUUCAACACCCUCGCUUUCGGAUGCGGCAUCAUUGGCAUCUUCUUGAUUGACCUGCUUCCAAGAAACAAACUGGUGGCGCUAGGCACCUUUCUCGUGACCUCCUGUCUUGUGGUGGAAGCUGCACUGGUCCACAACUUUCCUGUCGGCCCAGGUCAGAACGAUACUGCCCUAAGAGCAGCAGUUGCAAUGAUGUUUUGCUACAUGGCUUUCUCUCAACUCUGUCUAGACGAGGUCCAAUGGGUGUACUAUCCAGAGAUGUUCCCAAACCAUCUCCGGGGUAAAGGAGUAUGCCUUGGGCUAGCUACUAUCGCUUUGGUCAACAUCAUGUGGUUGCAGGUCGCACCACUGGCCUUCAAGACAAUUGGCUGGAAGUUCUAUUUAUGUUUCAUCAUUCCUGCGUAUCUGUUCGCUAUCAUUGCCUUCUUUUUCUUUCCCAAUACCAGAGGAAAACCUUUGGAGGAAAUAGCAGCAAUGUUUGGAGAUGAGACCGAGGUCUACAAUGGGCCUUUACAGAUUGCAGAGAGGCCCGAUCAUCAUGAUCCUGCCACCGGAAAAGAUGUCGAGGUAUCUCAUGAGAAAAUUGAGCAUGCAGGAUGA
This is a messenger RNA of Cyphellophora attinorum, 1422 nucleotides long. Its product is annotated as Sugar transporter STL1. The record is from RefSeq and is a predicted model, not a curated record. The transcript has 7 exons. The coding region runs from base 1 to 1422 and encodes 473 amino acids. NCBI's taxonomy places the organism in Eukaryota, Fungi, Ascomycota, Eurotiomycetes, Chaetothyriales, Cyphellophoraceae. Gene Ontology annotation, biological process: transmembrane transport; carbohydrate transport. Gene Ontology annotation, cellular component: membrane. Gene Ontology annotation, molecular function: carbohydrate:proton symporter activity.